This is a messenger RNA of Ixodes scapularis (black-legged tick), 2049 nucleotides long. RefSeq lists its product as uncharacterized. NCBI's taxonomy places the organism in Eukaryota, Metazoa, Arthropoda, Arachnida, Ixodida, Ixodidae. The record is from RefSeq and is a predicted model, not a curated record. Gene Ontology annotation, molecular function: catalytic activity. Bases 4 to 1239 code for a protein of 411 amino acids. The transcript is spliced from 2 exons.
AUAAUGCUAUGCAUUGGAAAACCAUAUAUGCUCACACUCAAUGUCGAUGUUUCCGAUGGUCUGGUCAAUGGCUCUGUUGGAAUACUGCAGUACAUACAAUACGAUACGCUCCGAGAGCCGGAACGCAUCUGGCUGCAUUUCGGUGAGCUUGGUUCCAAAAUUGCGAUUGGAACCGUGGCGGCCGCAAAAUCCCGGCAGUUACGGGCACUCGACAGAAAUAUUCAGCAAAAUUGGACACCUAUCGAAAGACGCACAGUCACUUGCGUCAUUGAUAAGAAGUCAAGGAUAUCCCUGAGGAGAUGCCAGCUACCCGUUGUGCAAGCAAGUGCUAUCACCAUUCACAAAUCACAGGGAGGCACGUAUGAAAACGUGGUGUACUCGUAUGCCAAAAGUCAUCCACAGAAAUUGGUAUACGUGGCACUGAGUCGUGCUACAGACAUCAACGGGCUCUACCUCACCAAUGUGGACAAUGACUUUACGUUCUACCACGGCAAGCCCAAUCCCGACAGGGUACUACUCGAUGAGUUUCGUCGGCUGCAGUCACACAAACUCCAAACUGUCACUGCUAAGUGCUACGCAAUGAUUAAGCAACCGCACUUGUUCUCGGUCGCCGCACUUAAUGUUCGCUCUCUGCCGGCGCAUUCCAAGGACGUGCACCACGACCCCGUCCUACGCCAUGCAUCUGUACUUUGCCUCUCGGAAACGUGGAUGGAUCCAAAACAGGCGGUAGAAAUCAUGGACUACCAGUACUGCUGCGGCGUCAGUAGAGAGCACAACAGAGCGGCAGGGGUGGCCAUCUACGUGCGUAAGGGUCUGUCUGCCGUACCCAUCGAGAUAUUUGGAACGUCAGACGAAGUUGGAGAACUUUGUGGCGCCAAGUUCGACAACGGCUUGGUAGUGGUGGCUCUGUAUAUCUCGCCUACAGCACUCACCAAAGAUAUCGUGCAUUUUCUGCGACUUGCGUUAAGCACACGUGGGUCCACACCCAUGUUAGUAGUGGGGGACUUUAAUGCAGACUUAAAGAAGAAUAAGAACUUCAUACCACUUAUGCAGGAAAACCUCCCAUUUCUCUCCCUCGUAACAGCUCACACCGCUGUGACGACCUCUCGAAACACGUGCAUAGACCUCGUCUUUCAAAAUGAGCCUUUGGUCCAUCACCUGGAACACAUAUCCUGCCACUUCUCAGAUCACAAGGCUUCCUUCAUAACAAUCAAGGACUGGGAUAAGAGUGCUAUUUAAAGCACCAGUAUAGGAGGAGCUUGCUCUAUAUUUGUAUAUAUUGUGGGGAUUUUGGACGCCGAACUUUGGCGACGAUAUGCACUGCACGCUAGGAAGAAAGGAGGAGGAGAAGAACGAAAGCUGGGAAAUUGUUCCCUCCGACGGUCUUGCGUACCUUGAGAGGUGUUAGGCGGGCCACUCGGAGGAGCAUCUACCAGCUUCGUUAUCAGUUGGAGCGUGCAAGUCGUACAAGACGAAGAGGAGGAGGAGGACGGUGAGGUUGAGGAGGAGGAGGAGAGGAGAUGCCAGAUACGUGUUGUGCAAGCAAGUGGUCUCAUCAAUCGUAAAUCACAUUGGAGCUUCCAGAUCUGACAAGUAUAUUCCCUUUCUCCGUACAAGCGGUGUGUUCCAAGCAUGUGACGACUUUCAUGACCCUCUUUCAUCAUCAAGUAUUGAAGUUCAUCUUGCGUCAGAUCUAAACAAAUCACAACACCAUGUUUGGGGUAAGUCCCUUAUCAAGUUUAAGAUGGUGUGCCUGCCUGUAGCUUCUCUAAAGUGUCUUUUUUUACGCUUGUUUCACUUAUUAUAAGUGUUUUCUUUUUUAUAUUAUACUCGGCCGAGUGCCCAUCUUCCAGUGUCCAUCACACUUUUAGUCUGGUGAUCACGUCACCUUGAAACCCUUGUAAGCUUAGAAGUGAAAAGUUUUGCUGCUUACACACAGCAGACAAAAAAAGGUAGGCAGCAUUUUAACUUCUAACUGUCUAAGCGUGGAUGUCAAGCAUAAACCCUGGGAACAUUUGCCCACUGCUUAACUACAUGCUUUUUUUUUUU